This is a messenger RNA of Penicillium bovifimosum, 198 nucleotides long. RefSeq lists its product as uncharacterized. The transcript has 2 exons. The record is from RefSeq and is a predicted model, not a curated record. NCBI's taxonomy places the organism in Eukaryota, Fungi, Ascomycota, Eurotiomycetes, Eurotiales, Aspergillaceae. Bases 1 to 198 code for a protein of 65 amino acids.
AUGUCUCUGUUGCCAGCCGGGCAAGGAGCAUGGACAUUCUCGCUAGGCUCCAAAAAACAAAAAGAAACGUCCCCGGGAAGGCUUGAACUUCCAACCUCCCGAUUAACAGUCGGACGCGCUAACCAAUUGCGCCACGGAGACGUGCUUGUGGCAAAAACCGAGAUCUUAUGUAUCUUCUUAGCAACCUCCUCAAAGUAA